Molecule: messenger RNA, 1727 nt
Organism: Physcomitrium patens
Lineage: Eukaryota; Viridiplantae; Streptophyta; Bryopsida; Funariales; Funariaceae
Product: vesicle transport v-SNARE 11
Biological process (GO): vesicle-mediated transport; intracellular protein transport; vesicle fusion
Cellular component (GO): late endosome membrane; ER to Golgi transport vesicle membrane; Golgi apparatus
Molecular function (GO): SNARE binding; SNAP receptor activity
Source: RefSeq, a predicted model, not a curated record
UUUCUACUCCACUUCCAUUUCAAUCGUAGUCCCCUAGGCAUGUGAUCUUGAAUCGUCGUUUUUUCCUAGAUAAAAGUAGUUUGUUCUGAACACUGGAUAGUUGUCUAAGUUAAAUCCCGUGAAUCAUUCGAGCCGUGACAAUUCGGUUUUGUUUGGCACUUGACCUGCAUCAAGAGGUGUAUCCUGAACAAUAACUGUAUGUCGCAGGUCCUAACGACGGAAACGGCUCGCUGUCUAAAGGGGAUUCUUCUCUGCCAUCCUCUUUAGAGUCGUUAGGGCGUAACAGGGAUACUCGUGCGCUACUGAUGUCUCCUUCGUGCUUCUCUUGCAAAGACAUCAACAUCCAUUUAGUAGAUUGAUUGAUGGCGGGCCUACGUAUGGGUAGUUUUCUGGUGAAAAUCCACCUAAUUACAGUCAAUUCGCUUCAGUCCCUUCACUCGAAAUGUCCACUAUGGAAUGCGGAGGUUGGUAAGGAGCACGAUGUGUAAGACGCUGGCAUAUGAUGCUACUUGAAACACUUGUUCUACUUGUUCUUCUCAAAAUAAAACAGUUCCGGCUGCGCCUGAUAUUCAAGCGAUUUUCAAGACUCUGUCUGGGAAGGGUUUGUUGCGUAAGAGACAUUCAAGAAUUGCACGAGUUACGCGAGGAGUUAGGACACUGGUCCAGUCAUGAGCGAAAUCUUCGACGGGUACGAGAGGCAGUUUUGCGAGCUGUGUACUCACAUUAAAAAGCGUUGCAAAUCAGUCAGUUCCAAUGAAACGGAGAAGAAGCAGAAGUAUGACGAGCUCAAAACUGGACUGGAUCAGGCAGAGUCCUUGAUCAGGAGAAUGGAUCUGGAGGCGCGGACCUUGAUUCCCCCUUUGAAAAUUGCGCUUCUCACAAAGCUACGAGAAUACAAGUCAGACUUGAAUGUUCUUAAACGGGAAGCCAAAAAUUUCUUGGUUUCGAUAGAUUCACUUUCAGCCAGAAAUGAACUGAUCGAUUCUAGGCCGGGUGGCCUUCAAUCAAGGUUCGAAGCAGAUCAAAGAGAUAGGCUUGUAAAUGCCACAGACAGGAUCAAUCGAUCUGGCGAAAAGGUAAAGGAGAGCAGACGGCAGCUUAUUGAAACCGAAGACCUAGGUGUGCGAAUUCUUCAGGAUUUACAUGUUCAACACCAAACGCUUCUUCAUACACAACAGAUGAUGCAUGGAGUAGAUACCAAUAUUGCAAAGAGUAGCCGUUUGCUGAGUUCUAUGUCUCAGCGCUUCGAAAAGCACAAGUACAUAAUGACAGGCAUAAUAGCGGUUCUGUUUCUUGCGAUUAUGUUUGUUAUUUACAUAAAGUCUCACAAGUAGUUCGAACUUGAAGGAAGUUCUUGCAGGAUGUGAGGUUGAUAGAUGCAUGUAAGCCGACUUGCGAAGUGUAGCAUCAAUCUUUGAAUUGAAGACCAUGUACUAGUGGGAUUCAAAUCCAACAUGUUCGGAGCCCAUGUAGUUUUGUUGUGGCUACUUGAAACAUGGCGGGUUUUCAGUUUUUUCCGUAACUGUAAGCCAGCCAACAAUGACGUUGAUUUCAUGAGGUGUUCAUGUCACCAGUCCCAACAGAAAUACUCAUGUAGACAGUAAACAUGGUGCUGGCUUCCGAGUGCAUCUGAAAGGUUCUGCUCUCGUUAUCAGGUGAGUAACAUAUAAUCUGAAGAACUGGCAAUCAUAUUGUAUAAGCUAUCAAAUGUAUUCUCAGAUUCCAUA